This is a messenger RNA of Alosa sapidissima (American shad), 2209 nucleotides long. RefSeq names its product UDP-glucuronosyltransferase 2A1-like. Gene Ontology annotation, molecular function: UDP-glycosyltransferase activity. Lineage: Eukaryota; Metazoa; Chordata; Actinopteri; Clupeiformes; Clupeidae. The record is from RefSeq and is a predicted model, not a curated record.
UUGACGUCACAUUGUCGCGCUACCGGUCGGGUGCGUCAGGUAUGUAGAAGCCAUUAUUCUGUGUGCAAACAAGGGGGCGCCAUCUUUGUCUGCUUUGUGUCCGAACUUCCCGUUGAGCAGUACAUCCAUUGCGAUACAUUGAGAUAGCAGAGUUCUAUCGAGAUGACUGGCAAUCAGGAGGUCAGAUGGCAAGAUUGUACUUCGCCACCCAAGGCUAUUCAUCUCUACGGAGUGGGUAGAUGAUAUGCGGCACUGCAAUUGGUGAAGAUGCAUCACUUCAUCUGGACAGUCUUGGUGCUGUCAGUUACUCUGUCCAUGAGCUCUGGAGGUAAAGUGCUGGUGUUCCUGGUAGAUGGCAGCCACUGGGUGAACAUGAAGGUCAUUGUUGAGGAGCUGAACUCCCGAGGCCACAGUGUUACUGUAGUGCGACCCUCAGACAGCUGGUACAUUAAAGAAGAGUCUUCCCAUUACAAGGCCAUCACCAUCCCCACUUCUGGAGGCUUUGAUGAGAAGUCCUUUGGCUCCCUUGUGAAGAGAGCGCUAAACAAACAGAAAGAAGGACAGAUCUUUUGGACUCGCUUUAUGAUUCAGUUGGAAGUAAAUGAGAACUUCUCACAGCUGCACCGGAAAAUGUGUGAUAUGAUGACAAUGAUGUUUCAAGACGAGGCUCUCAUGAAAUCACUCACUGAUUCCAAGUUUGAUGUUGUCCUGACUGACCCAGUCAUAGGAGGUGGAGUGUUUUUGGCUCGACGUCUUGGUCUUCCAUUGGUGUUUAAUGUGAGGUGGACACUCCAUGGAGAGGGACACUUUGCCAUCGCUCCCACCCCUCUUUCAUAUGUCCCUAUGCCAGGAGUUGAGUUGACAGACAAGAUGACUUUCUCUCAGAGACUUAAGAACAUGUUGUUAUUCACCUUUAAUUUAUAUCGAAUUGCAACAAUUGUUGCUCCUCAUAACAACGCUUUUUGCAAACGGUUCUUUGGCCCUGACGUUGACUACUUCUCCUUGUUCCAGGAUGCUGAUAUCUGGCUCAUGAGGAAUGACUUUAACUUUGAGUUCCCACGCCCAACCAUGCCCAAUGUGGUCUACAUGGGCGGGUUCCAAUGCAAGCCUUCUAGACCACUUCCUGUUGACCUGGAAGAGUUUGUCAAUAGCUCUGGGGAGCAUGGGGUCAUUAUUAUGUCCCUGGGUACUCUUUUAGCUGAGCUCCCCAGUGAUAUUGCGGAGGAGAUUGCGGCAGCUUUUGCUCAGCUUCCCCAAAAGGUCAUCUGGAGAUAUAAAGGGGUCAAGCCCUCGACUCUUGGCAACAACACCUUACUGGUGGGCUGGAUGCCCCAAAAUGACCUGCUGGGACACCCAAAGACUAAAGUGUUUGUAGCCAAUGGUGUCCAAGAAGCAAUCUACCAUGGUGUCCCGAUACUUGGCCUGCCCCUAGUUUUUGAUCAGUCAGAUAAUCUGUCCAGAAUGGUGGCAAAAGGAACUGCUAAGGUAGUGGACAUUGCCACUCUGGACAGAGCAGUGUUUGUGGCGGCGCUAAAGGAAGUGCUCUAUGAGCCGUCCUACAGGGAGAACAUGCAGAGGCUCUCCAGGAUCCACCAUGACCAGCCCAUGAAGCCUCUGCACCGCGCCAUUUUCUGGAUCGAGUUUGUCAUGAGGAACGGAGGCGCCCCUCACCUGCACACUCAGUCCUUCAGGAUGUCCUGGAUCGCGUAUCAUUCUAUAGACGUCAUUCUCACUCUGCUCAUGGCUCUACUGCUCUUACUAUUGAUUAUGUUCUUGGCAAUCAAAAAAUGCUGUUCACUUUUAUUCAGAGAGAAAGUCAAAAGUGAGUAACGCUUUUUAUUUUGGCAAUGAUAUAGUUACAGAGCCCUUGGUGAUAUCUUUCCAAGCACCUUCGUAAUACCUUUGUAUUAGCUUUUAUUAUUUCUGCAUUUCCUCAUAUUUUUCUACUUGGGAAACACAAAAUUACUGUGAGUAACUGUAAAUGUAAAAUUACUGUAAACUGUAAAUGGCAAGCUAAUGUAAGAUUAUUGCCAGGUAUUACAAAAAAUUGUCAUUAAAAUCAUCACCAUUACACAAACUCAAUUAUGCAGUUAAUUUCUUUACUCAUCUCCAAAAAUUGGUAACAGAAAUGUACUGAAAAGGAUCUAUUUGAUAAAGCAGGGACUAAAUAAAUCAACCUGAAUACUUUAAUAUAUUAUUAGAGUGUCUG